AUGGCGAAUAUAAAACAACAGAAAUGGAUUUUUAAAGAUCGUUCAGCUGUUGUUAGUGGUAUGUUUGGUAUACCAAUAACCUUCUGUUUACUUAUUCUUGCAAUUUUAAUGCUUGGUAUUUUUAUUAUCACAUGGUCAAUUGAAGGUAAAGUUCUUGUCAGAGUUAUUGGAUUCAAUUUACCUGUUAUUAUCAAAAUCAUGUCAUUAGUGUCAACUCUAGCACUUUUUAGUUUCCUAAUUAAUAGCACCGGUGUCAUUUAUUUCGUUGUUUUUUCAACACUCAUAUAUUUCAUCUCACAUUCAAUCUUAUUAUCUGGAAUAUUGGAGUUUUUUUUCAAAUUUCAAGAAUAUGAUAAACCAUUUAUGGAUAUGACAUAUUAUCAUCCAAGUAAUCUUGAUUUUUAUUUUGUAAUUGCAAUUUGUAUGUUGAGGGUAUUAUUAGGAAUACCAUUCUCAUAUUAUUCUCUAGUAUUAUUCACAAUACGUAAAUCUGGUGGUACAGGAUUCAGAAGAAUACCAGCAUUUAAACUUGAAAUCAAUUCACUUAUAGAACAAGCUAAAAUACUCAAAAAAAGAUAUGAAUAUGUAAUUAAACGUAAUGCAAUAUUUGAAAUUUCUAAAUCACAAUCAUAA
Molecule: messenger RNA, 633 nt
Organism: Theileria annulata
Lineage: Eukaryota; Apicomplexa; Aconoidasida; Piroplasmida; Theileriidae
Exons: 2
Coding region: 1-633 (210 amino acids)
Source: RefSeq, a predicted model, not a curated record